AGCUUUAUCAUUUUUUCUUUAAGUUACGAUUCUUCAUUAUAAAAAAUCAUGCAACUGUCAAAUGCAUGUUUAAACUGAUCAGGUAAUACUUGAAUAGAGAAAUGACGAAGCAACCGUUUCUUUAUUUUUCUUACGUGUUCCUUUUCGUUGCGACCGCGUUUAUUACUUGUACUUGUGGUUCGUUGGUUAUCGCCAUCUUUCAAUAUUUCAUCGAUAAAUCACAUGAUUUAAAAAAAAUAAUCGUGAAGGAAUUUGAAAGUCAUGAAUUUAGUUUACAUUUAAUAGAAGCUUUAAGAAUACAAGAGAAAUUUAAAGACAACGACGAAAGCUUAAAGAAGUAUAAGUUUUCAGUUGAAAAGUCAAAAUUUCAAGGAAGAAUCGGAAUUUCGAUAACGAUAAUUCUCCGCUUAAGGAAAAUCAGCUACACCAAAAGGAGAGUAACCGAAUUCAGCCAUAUAACUCAAAAAGGAAAAGGAGCUGCAAUGUUGUUACUCAAGGAUUGUCAUCAUUAUGUCAACCAGGAUUUUAAGAUUCUUGCUGUGAUUGGUUCUGGAGGAACCGCUUCGGUUCAUGCUGCGUACUGGAAAGAUGAUGCAACAAAAUUUGCAAUUAAGAAAAUUACCAAAUCUGUUAUGGAAGAAGAAAUUAUUAUUAAUGAGAUUAAUAUAAUGAAAAGAGUUGACUUCCAUCCAAACAUAAUUAAAUUUGUUGGCGUCAUAAUUGAUGAAAUAAAUUAUUCGCUUGUACUUGAGUAUGCAGAUGGCGGAACAUUAGGAAAAUAUUUAGAAAUUGCUGAAACACUUACGCCGGAAAUUCAAUUGAAAUUUGCCAAAGAAAUCGCAAGUGCAAUCUACUGUUUACAUAAUUAUGAUAUAAUUCAUCGAGAUAUUCAUCCAAAUAAUAUCCUGGUACACGGACAUGUAAUAAAAUUAGCAGAUUUUGGGCGUUCAUGUAUACAAGGAUCAGAUGUUGAUACCGAAGUAUUUGGUGUAUUACCAUAUGUGGAUCCUAAAAUGCUUGAUAAAAAAAUUCCAUACAAUUUAUCGAAAAAAUCCGACAUAUAUAGUAUGGGAGUAACAUUCUGGCAAUUAACAAGUUGUUCGUCACCUUUCAAUUUUGAAAAAAGAAAAGAUCAUGCUUCUAUUUCGUUAGAUAUUCUUAAUGACGUAAGAGAAGAACCUAUUCCUAACACAAACGUUAAAUUUAUUGAACUUUAUCAACAAUGUUGGCGAUAUGAACCGGAUAAAAGACCAGAUGUUAAUCAAGUAAUUUCAAAGCUUAAUGAAAUUGGUUCUGAAAACAAUUUUAAUUCUAAAAAAAAUGAAAACGUAGAAAUUAAAAUAACGGAAGAAUUAAAAAGUGAAGAGAUUAAAGAUGACUUUUCGGAUUGUCACUUGUCAAAUUAUGAUUAAAUCAUAUUUAUUUUUUUUUUUCUUUUAUUUUUUUUUUGUAAUUUUAUAU
Molecule: messenger RNA, 1461 nt
Organism: Rhizophagus irregularis DAOM 181602=DAOM 197198
Lineage: Eukaryota; Fungi; Glomeromycota; Glomeromycetes; Glomerales; Glomeraceae
Biological process (GO): signal transduction; protein phosphorylation
Cellular component (GO): cytoplasm
Molecular function (GO): ATP binding; protein kinase activity
Source: RefSeq, a predicted model, not a curated record